AUGGUGGUGGAGCCGGCUGUGUGUGUUCAGCAAGCCCUGUUCAGCCACGGUCCGUGCCAGGCACAGAGAUGCAGCUUCCAGCUCGUGGAGCUCCUGUCUGGCCCAGCUGGCCAGCAAGUGCCCCCGGAGUCACAGAAGGGUGCAGUAGAGACCAGGCUGGCUGGACGUGAGGCUGCAUGUGACAGGUCCUCCAAGUCUGCACUUGGGAGUGGGGAAGGCCAGGGCCAGAUCCUGCAGCGCUUCCCAGAGAAGGACUGGGAGGACAACCCAUUCCCCCAGGGCAUCGAGCUGUUUUGCCAGCCAAGUGGGUGGCAGCUGUGUCCUGAGAGGAACCCGCCAACCUUCUUUGUUGCUGUCCUCACCGAUAUCAACUCUGAGCGGCACUACUGCGCCUGCCUGACCUUUUGGGAGCCUGUGGAGCCCACGCAGGACGGGUUGUGCACCCAGGACGCCGCCGAGAGGGAGGAGGAGGCCGAUGAGGGAGGCCCAGUGCGACCGUCACCCACGGCAUCUGGCUCCCCGGGCCAGCUGUUUGCUCCGAAGACGCUGGUGCUGGUAUCUCGACUGGACCACGCGGAGGUGUUCAGGAACAGCCUUGGUCUCAUCUACACCAUCCACGUGGAGGGCCUGAACGUGGGCCUGGAGAGUGUGGUGGGGAACCUGCUGACGUGCAUCAUCCCCCUGGCCGGGGGCUCGCAGAGAACCAUCUCUUUAGGAGCUGGUGACCGGCAGGUCAUCCAGACCCCACUCACCGACUCGCUGCCUAUCAGCCGCUGCAGCGUGGCCCUGCUUUUCCGCCAGCUGGGCAUCACCAACGUGCUGUCCCUGUUCUGUGCUGCGCUCACGGAGCACAAGGUGCUCUUCCUGUCCCGGAGCUACCAGCGCCUCUCCGAUGCCUGCCGGGGGCUUCUGGCACUGCUGUUCCCUCUUAGAUACAGCUUCACGUAUGUGCCCAUCCUGCCGGCGCAGCUCCUGGAGGUGCUCAGCACGCCCACACCCUUCAUCAUCGGAGUCAACGCCGCCUUCCAGGCAGAGGCCCAAGAGCUGCUGGAUGUGAUUGUUGCUGAUCUCGAUGGAGGGACAGUGACUGUCCCUGAGUGUGUGCACAUCCCACCCCUGCCGGAGCCACUGCAGAGUCAGACGCACAGUGUUCUGAGCAUGGUCCUGGAUCCAGAGCUGGAGUUGGCCGAUCUUGCGUUCCCUCCACCCACAAUGUCUACUUCCUCCCUGAAGAUGCAGGAUAAGGAGCUGCGUGCUGUCUUCCUACGGCUCUUUGCUCAGCUCCUGCAAGGCUACCGCUGGUGUCUGCACAUGGUCCGCAUCCACCCGGAGCCUGUCAUCCGUUUUCAUAAGGCGGCCUUCCUGGGCCAGCGCGGGCUGGUGGAGGACGACUUCCUGAUGAAGGUGUUGGAGGGCAUGGCCUUCGCAGGCUUCGUGUCGGAACGCGGGGUCCCCUACCGCCCAACAGACCUAUUUGAUGAGCUGGUGGCCCACGAGGUGGCAAGGAUGCGGGCAGACGAGAACCACCCUCAGCGUGUCCUGCGUCAUGUCAAGGAACUGGCGGAGCAGCUCUACAAGAACGAGAACCCAUACCCCGCUGUGGCUAUGCACAAGGUGCAGAGGCCAGGGGAGGCAAGCCACCUGCGGCGGGCGCCCCGGCCCUUCCCCCGGCUGGACGAGGGCAUGGUGCAGUGGAUAGUGGACCAGGCCGCGGCCAAGAUGCAGGGCGCACCCCCGGCCGUGAAGGCUGAGAGGAGGACCACUGUGCCCUCAGGGCCCCCCAUGACUGCUAUCCUUGAGCGGAACAGCGGGCUCCAUGGCAACAGCGCGCGCCGGCUGGAGGUGGUCCGCAACUGCAUCUCCUACGUGUUUGAGGGGAAGAUGCUCGAGGCCAAGAAGCUGCUUCCAGCUGUGCUGAGGGCACUGAAGGGGCGUGCAGCCCGCCGCUGCCUUGCCCAGGAGCUGCACCUGCAUGUGCAGCAGAAUCGGGCUGUCCUGGACCACCAGCAGUUCGACUUCGUUGUCCGCAUGAUGAACUGCUGCCUGCAGGACUGCACCUCCCUGGACGAGCACGGUGUCGCAGCUGCCCUGCUGCCCCUGGUCACGGCCUUCUGCCGGAAGCUGAGCCCAGGGGUGACGCAGUUUGCGUACAGCUGCGUGCAGGAGCACGUGGUGUGGAGCACGCCGCAGUUCUGGGAGGCCAUGUUCUACGGGGAUGUGCAGACUCACAUCCGGGCCCUCUAUCUGGAGCCUGCCGAGGACCGAGACCCCUCUCAGGUCGGGGAGGUGCCUGGAUGGGAGGACGAGCGCUCGGCCCUGGACGUGGCAUCUGAGCAGAGGCGCCUGUGGCCCACCCUGAGCCGCGAGAAGCAGCAGGAGCUGGUGCAGAAGGAGGAGAGCACAGUGUUCAGCCAGGCCAUCCACUAUGCCAACCGCAUGAGCUACUUGCUGCUGCCCCUGGACAGCAGCAAGAGCCGGCUGCUGCGGGAGCGUGCAGGGCUGGGCGACCUGGAAAGCGCCAGCAACAGCCUGGUCACCAACAGCAUGGCGGGCAGUGUGGCAGAGAGUUACGACACGGAGAGCGGCUUCGAGGACGCAGAGACCUGCGAUGUGGCGGGGGCCGUGGUCCGCUUCAUCAACCGCUUCGUGGACAAGGUCUGCACGGAGAGUGGGGUCACCAGCGACCACCUCAAGGGGCUGCAUGUCAUGGUGCCAGACAUCGUCCAGAUGCACAUCGAGACGCUGGAGGCCGUGCACAGAGAGAGCAAGAGGCUGCCCCCCAUCCAGAAGCCCAAACUGCUUCGGCCACGCCUGCUGCCCGGCGAGGAGUGUGUGCUCGAUGGCCUGCGUGUCUACCUGCUACCCGAUGGGCGUGAGGAAGGUGCCGGGGGCAGCGGGGGCGGCCCCGCACUGCUUCCAGCUGAGGGCGCCGUCUUCCUCACCACAUACCGGGUCAUCUUCACGGGGAUGCCCACCGACCCCCUGGUGGGGGAACAGGUGGUGGUCCGCUCCUUCCCGGUGGCCGCGCUGACCAAGGAGAAGCGCAUCAGCGUCCAGACGCCUGUGGACCAGCUCCUGCAGGACGGGCUGCAGCUGCGCUCCUGCACCUUUCAGCUGCUGAAGAUGGCCUUUGAUGAGGAGGUGGGGUCUGACAGCGCUGAGCUCUUCCGCAAGCAGCUGCACAAACUGCGGUACCCGCCGGACAUCAGGGGCACCUUCGCGCUCACCCUGGGCUCCGCCCACACACCUGGCAGGCCACCCCGCACCACCAAGGACAAAGGUCCUUCCUUCAGGACGCUGUCCCGGAACCUCGUGAAGAACGCCAAGAAGACCAUCGGGCGGCAGUAUGUCACUCGGAAGAAGUACAACCCGCCCAGCUGGGAGCACCGGGGCCAGCCACCCACUGAGGACCAGGAGGAUGAGAUCUCAGUGUCAGAGGAGCUGGAGCCCAGCACGCUGACCCCUUCCUCGGCCCUGAAGCCCUCGGACCGCAUGACCAUGAGCAGCCUGGUGGAGCGGGCAUGCUGCCGCGAUUACCAACGCCUGGGCCUGGGCACACUGAGCAGCAGCCUGAGCCGGGCCAAGUCUGAGCCCUUCCGGAUCUCCCCGGUGAACCGCAUGUACGCCAUCUGCCGCAGCUACCCCGGGCUGCUGAUCGUCCCCCAGAGCGUCCAGGACAAUGCCCUGCAGCGCGUUUCCCGCUGCUACCGCCAGAAUCGCUUCCCCGUGGUCUGCUGGCGCAGCGGACGCUCCAAGGCCGUGCUCCUGCGCUCAGGGGGCCUGCAUGGCAAAGGGGUCGUUGGCCUCUUCAAAACCCAGAACGCGCCAUCUCCAGGCCAAUCCCAGGCGGACUCAAGCAGCCUGGAGCAGGAGAAGUACCUGCAGGCUGUUGUCAGCUCCAUGCCACGCUAUGCUGACGCGUCUGGACGCAAUACCCUCAGCGGCUUCUCCUCAGCCCACAUGGGCAGCCACGUGCCCAGCCCCAGAGCCAGGGUCACCACGCUGUCCAACCCCAUGGCGGCCUCGGCCUCCAGACGGACCGCGCCCCGAGGUAAAUGGGGCAGUGUCCGGGCCGGUGGGCGCAGUGGGGGGCUCAGCAGUGAUGUAGGCUCCCGGCUAGCAGGCAGAGACAUGCUGAGCCCACCCCAGGCCAAUGGGGCCCCCCCUGACCCAGGCUUCCUGCGGCCCCAGCGUGCAGCCCUCUACAUCAUUGGAGACAAAGCCCAGCUCAAGGGUGUGCGGCCAGACCCGCUGCAGCAGUGGGAGCUGGUGCCCAUUGAGGUGUUUGAGGCACGGCAGGUGAAAGCCAGCUUCAAGAAGCUGCUGAAGGCAUGUGUCCCUGGCUGUCCUGCCACUGAGCCAGGCCCAGCCUCCUUCCUGCGCUCGCUGGAAGACUCAGAGUGGCUGAUUCAGAUCCACAAGCUGCUGCAGGUGUCGGUGCUGGUGGUGGAGCUCCUAGACUCGGGCUCCUCGGUCCUGGUGAGCCUGGAGGACGGCUGGGACAUCACCACUCAGGUGGUGUCCCUGGUGCAGCUGCUCUCAGACCCUUUCUACCGCACUCUGGAGGGCUUCCGUCUGCUGGUGGAGAAGGAGUGGCUGUCCUUUGGCCAUCGCUUCAGCCACCGCGGGGCCCACACCCUGGCUGGGCAGAGCAGUGGCUUCACACCUGUCUUCCUGCAGUUUCUGGACUGCGUGCACCAGGUCCACCUACAGUUCCCCAUGGAGUUCGAGUUCAGCCCAUUCUACCUCAAGUUCCUUGGCUACCACCACGCGUCCCGCCGCUUCCGGACCUUCCUGCUUGACUCGGACUAUGAGCGCAUUGAGCUGGGUACGGGCUGCAGGGCCGGGGCCUUGGUCGUAAGGGUGCGGCAUGGUCGCGGGGCGGGGCGGCCUGACGCCAUCUCCCGGCUGCUGGAGGAGCUGCAGCGGCUGGAGACAGAGCUGGGCCGACCCCCUGAGCGCUGGAAGGACGCCUGGGACCGGGUGAGAGCUGCACAGCGCCUUGAAGGCCGGCCAGACGGACGUGGAGCGCCCAGCUCCCUGCUGGUGUCCAGUGUGCCCCACCACCGCCGCUCGCUGGGGGUGUACCUGCAGGAGGGGCCUGCGGGCUCCACCCUGAGCCUCAGCCUGGACAGCGACCACAGCAGCGGCUCAACCGCGUCUGGCUCCCGCCAGGCAGCCCGCCGCAGCACCAGCACCCUGUACAGCCAGUUCCAGACAGCUGAGAGUGAAAACAGGUCCUACGAGGGCACCCUGUACAAGAAAGGGGCCUUCAUGAAGCCCUGGAAGGCCCGCUGGUUUGUGCUGGACAAGACCAAGCACCAGCUGCGCUACUAUGACCAUCGUGUGGAUACCGAGUGCAAGGGCGUCAUCGACCUAGCAGAGGUGGAGGCCGUGUCCCCUGGCACCCCCACGAUGGGUGCCCCCAAGACCGUGGAUGAGAAGGCCUUCUUUGAUGUGAAGACGACACGUCGUGUUUACAACUUCUGUGCUCAGGACGUGCCGUCAGCCCAGCAGUGGGUGGACCAGAUCCAGAGCUGCCUGUCAGACGCCUGAGCCCGGCCCUGCGUCCAGUCGUCCACUCGUUGCAGACCACUAGGGGUGGGCAGGGCCCCCCGGCCAUGUUUACAGCCCCCGCCCUUGACAGUAUUGAGGCCCCGCCCCUGAUGUGUGUACAGUCCCCGCCCAGCCCCACCCUGCCCGCCGGCUCUAACUUAUUUUGGAGUCGCAGCUGACCGCCACCGGGAGCAGCCAUGGUACAGCCCCUCGCCGUCGGCCUGUAAAUAGUCCACUCCCACCCGCCCUGUCAAUGUGCUGGCCCCGGCAGGCCGGCCGCAGGCAACCUGCUCCUAGAACCAGAAUCUAUAAAGAGAGCUAAUGACAAGCCA
Molecule: messenger RNA, 5888 nt
Organism: Vicugna pacos (alpaca)
Lineage: Eukaryota; Metazoa; Chordata; Mammalia; Artiodactyla; Camelidae
Source: RefSeq, a predicted model, not a curated record